UUAACUAAAUACCUACCUAUUUAGAUAUUCUACCGGAAGGUUUAUCCUUUAAAGUAUGUUAAGAAUUUCGAUGAGAAUAUAGUUGUAAUAAUUUCGUAGUUUGUACUCAAAAUCAGUAUCAGUGAAAUCCGCAGAAUCACAAUAAACAGAUUCUAUUUCAAAAUCAACUUGCCAUGAAGAUUGCUAUCGAGGGUUGUGCUCACGGGGAGCUGGAAAAAAUCUACGACUUGGUUGAAACGAUCCAACAACGCGAAGGGUAUCAGAUUGAUUUGCUCAUUUGUUGCGGGGAUUUUCAAUCGACUAGGAACCUGGAAGAUUUACAGUGCAUGGCCGUGCCCAAGAAACACUUGGAUAUUUGUACCUUCUACAAGUAUUAUAGCGGUGAAAAGAAAGCUCCCGUUCUGACCCUUUUCAUCGGUGGGAAUCACGAGGCAUCUAAUUACCUGCAGGAAUUGCCGUACGGCGGAUGGGUGGCACCAAACAUCUACUAUCUCGGAUAUGCUGGAGUAGUGAAUGUGAACGGAAUACGGAUAGGUGGAAUAUCCGGAAUCUAUAAGGGGCACGAUUAUCUCAAAGGACGGUUUGAGUUUUCACCGUUUAAUGAGUCCACGAAACGUAGCGUCUAUCACAUUCGUCAGAUUGAUGUGUUCCGGUUGAAGCAGUUGGCGCCCAGGAUGGACAUUAUGCUAUCACAUGAUUGGCCUCGCGGAGUCUCCGACUAUGGGAAUAAGAAUCAGCUUCUGCGAUUUAAACCGGCGUUUAGGGAAGAUAUUGAGGCCAACAAGCUUGGCAGUCCGCCGUGUGAAGAUCUACUAAGGACUCUGAAACCUCCGUAUUGGUUUUCUGCUCAUCUUCAUUGUAAGUUUUCGGCGCUCAUUCCGCAUGAAGAUGGAGAGGAUACGAAAUUUCUAGCAUUGGACAAGUGUUUACCGAAGAGGCGAUUUCUUCAAGUACUGGAUAUAGAAUCCGGCGAAGGGGUUAGCCAAGGAAAGUUAGACUUGUGCUACGAUUUGGAAUGGCUGACUAUUUUGAAUUUGACGAACCAUUUGAUAAGCGUUAAAGGGAGCAACGGAUAUAUGCCAGGUGAAGGUGGCGCAGAGCGAUUCAAAUUUACUCCGACAGAGGAGGAAAAAAAGGUAGUUCUCGAUCGGUUUCAAAACGAUCUUCGUAUUCCUCUAAAUUUCACACGGAUAGUAGAACCGUACAACGCUACGGUUGAGCAAGAUUUCGAUCUGGUCGAGCAACCGAAAGCAUUCGUCAAUCCGCAAACCACGGAUUUCUGCGACAAGCUAAACAUUGACGAUCCCUUGCGGUUGGUGAUGCUCAUGACCGGUCACAGUCUCAAUACCUCAACCUACGUCGAUCAGACUCCGUCCAGCGUUUCAAUAAACCCUGAGCGCAAUGAAGAUGAAGUUCUACUAGAUGAUGAUGACGAUGAUGACUCUUGCGCAAAUGACGACGAGGAUCAGAAGCCAGCGCCUUUCCUAUCCCGAGCUCCGUUGGCUUCGGUUCUUCCGCAGCCUAUGUGGCGCCAGGAUUCCGAAUCGGACAUGUCCACCUUAGACGAUUCGUCUCUAUCCACUUCGAAUCGAAGCAUACUGAGUCUACCGACGCCGAAGAAACACGACUCGACUCUGUCGGAUAAUUUCACCGUCGAUGAUCUGAACCUUUCCAGUCCGAAACUAUCCACCGCGGAAAGUGAGAAGGUUUUGCCAUUGGCAAUGGAAGGAAUCGCCAAGCUACCUGCCGAAGACGGUAGGAGUGAUGAGCAGGAGGAGAAGCCACCGAUGAAGAAGUUCAAACGGAGAAAUCAGGCCAUCUACACCAAGGACGAUAGCGAUUAAAGGUGUGCUCUGGAAUGGAGAACGAUUGUACAUAUCUUGUGAGGAUAGGCUGAAAAAGGUAAGUCAACAGUGCACUUUCUUAAAUAACUGAUGCGUGGUUGAGUAGCUGGCAAAUGUUUCCGCUACUGAUUCGAAAUGCAAUAACCUUGGGUAGCAGGUCCAUACACCUUCUACGUGCGAUUGUGACGCAAAGUUAAUGCGUUUUUAAGAGUUAAAUGACGAGAAAUAGUGUAGGUCUAAGUUGCUCGAGAAUAAAAUUUGUACAAAAUGUGGUUGU
Ochlerotatus camptorhynchus is the source of this 2121-nucleotide messenger RNA. It is a transcript of the gene ldbr, whose product is annotated as lariat debranching enzyme. The coding region runs from base 174 to 1844 and encodes 556 amino acids. The record is from RefSeq and is a predicted model, not a curated record. NCBI's taxonomy places the organism in Eukaryota, Metazoa, Arthropoda, Insecta, Diptera, Culicidae. Gene Ontology annotation, cellular component: nucleus. Gene Ontology annotation, biological process: mRNA splicing, via spliceosome. The transcript has 3 exons. Gene Ontology annotation, molecular function: RNA lariat debranching enzyme activity.